UCCCAUAAACACCAACACGAAAAUGUCACAUGGUACGGAUAAAUCCAAAUGGAGUUACAAUUGAGGCGGCAGCGGCAACAGAACUGAAGGGGGCCGCAUUCGCAAUUCAACUUAAUAAUACGCCGUUACUACUAAAGUCAAGGCAUAAACCUCUCGGACUCAACCCGCCCCCCCCCAACCGACACUGCAGGCAGAUUAUGAUGAUGCCAUCUUCUCCUCCACAAUUCUCUCUGUCUUCUUCCCCUCAAUCUUCCUUUCUUGUGCUACUGUUGUUGGAAUACUAAAGAUUAGAAAACUUUUCUACACUUCUUUUCGUCCUUUCCCCUCUCUUUCUUUCAUCUUUCCUGAUUUUCAGAAUUAUACAGACUAAGAAAAUAUCAUACACUCACUCACUCUGCACUUUUGCUUUCCUUUUGCCCCUAAGCGUUUGUAGGCAUUCAGUGUGUAACCAAGUAUCAGAAUUUUGACGGGAAAUGGUGCCCGCGCAACUCACUGGUGGUGCCGCUGUUUCUUGCUGCUUAUCCAGUAGGAGCAGCAAAUGGGAAUUUUCAUCCAGAAACUCUACAGGGUUUCGUUGUUUUUUUGCAAGGCGGAGAAAUAUUGUUGGCUUAUGUUCUCCGUCCUUGGACAGGCCAAAAGGGUUCUUGCCUUGUCCAGUUAUUCGGCAGAAGAGCAAGCAGAUUUUUUCAAGAUUCAAUAGCCAGUUGAAUUCCGAAUCUGGCUUGCAAUCUAGUGAUGUGGAGGAGACCUGUGAUCCCUCGAAUCCAAGUGUAGGGCUCAAUGAGUUGAAUGGGUCUAUUUCAUCUGAGACCAAUGAAAUCAACGACAAGUUAAGGGGAGCUUCUUCCAUUACAUCUCAAUCGAAAGAUGUUAGGCACGAGCUCAUAAUGCUGUCUUUACCAGCAAUUGGCGGACAGGCCAUGGAACCGAUGGUCCAACUGAUGGAGACUGCAUUUAUUGGUCGUAUGGGUUCUGUGGAGUUGGCUUCUGCUGGUGUCUCUAUUUCACUUUUUAACAUAAUUGCCAAGCUUUUUAACAUGCCCCUCCUCAGCGUUGCUACUUCUUUUGUGGCUGAAGACAUUUCAAAGAAUGCAAGCAGAUUUUCCACAUCAGUGGAAAAGCUGCAGCUAUCUUCAGUGUCCACGGCUUUGCUGUUAGCUGUUGGUAUUGGCAUCUUUGAAGUUAUGGCCCUUUGUUUGGGAUCUGGACCUCUUCUCAGUUUGAUGGGCAUAUCACCGGCUUCCUCCAUGCGUACUCCUGCACAAAGAUUUCUUAUUCUGAGGGCCAUUGGUGCUCCUGCUUUUGUUGUUUCUUUGGCACUUCAAGGCAUUUUCCGUGGUUUCAAGGAUACAACGACCCCCGUAUUUUGUUUAGGUAUUGGCAAUUUUGCUGCUGUAUUUUUUUUUCCUGUAUUUAUGUAUUGUUUUCAGUUGGGUGCUUAUGGAGCUGCUAUUUCCACCGUUGUCUCUCAAUACAUUGUCACUUUUUCCAUGCUUUGGCAUCUUAAUAAGAGAGCGGUAUUAUUGCCUCCAAAACUGGGGGAAUUGCAGUUUGGUAGUUAUCUGAAAUCAGGUGGUUUCCUUAUUGGGAGGACUCUUGCUGUGCUGCUGACUAUGACACUUGGUACGUCCAUGGCGGCCCGACAGGGUCCUAUAGCAAUGGCUGCUCAUCAAAUAUGCUUACAAGUGUGGCUCGCUGUCUCGCUUCUUACUGAUGCACUAGCUGCGUCAGCUCAGGCCAUGAUUGCCAGUUAUGUAUCAAAAGAUGAUUACAGGACUGUGAGGGAUAUCACUCAGUUCGUGUUAAAGAUAGGUUUCAUAACUGGUGUUUUGUUAGCUGUGGUUCUGGGUGUUUCUUUUAGUUCUUUGGCUUCGCUAUUCACAAAAGAUAUAGAAGUCCUGGAAGUUGUUAGAACUGGUGUUCUGUUUGUCAGUGCCAGCCAACCUAUAAAUGCGUUAGCUUUUAUCUUCGAUGGUCUCCAUUAUGGUGUUUCAGACUUUCGUUAUUCUGCAGUUUCUAUGAUGCUGGUUGGGGCAAUAUCUUCUGUUUUCUUGCUAUAUGCUCCUGCAAUCAUGGGUCUUCCUGGUGUUUGGUCAGGCUUGACUCUUCUCAUGGGACUUAGAAUGAUGGCUGGAUUUUUCAGAAUAUUGCAACCAGGGGGUCCUUGGUGGUUCUUGCGUGGUGAUGUUAAAAAAGCCCAGCUUGUUGGCUGAGAAAUUGAGAUGUGAAGGACCCACAGGAGUUGAGCAGCCUGAACAAGGUAUAGAGCCCUGGAAACCAGUUGAUGUACAAGAUCAACAGCCUCAGGGAGCUCAGUUUCAGAUUUGACUGACCUGCCACAGACUGAUACUCCUUCACGAGUACUUUCCACUGCACAAGUUUGCUGUGUUGUGGGUGGGGACUUGGAUGUGAGAUUCAUUAUCUUGUGAAAUCACGUAGCUAGGAAUAAUCUGUAAGUUCACAAAUUUUGCUAUUCAGUAAAGCUUCAGUUCGACUUU
Messenger RNA from Sesamum indicum (sesame), 2498 nucleotides. Its product is annotated as MATE efflux family protein. Gene Ontology annotation, cellular component: membrane; chloroplast. Gene Ontology annotation, biological process: transmembrane transport. NCBI's taxonomy places the organism in Eukaryota, Viridiplantae, Streptophyta, Magnoliopsida, Lamiales, Pedaliaceae. Gene Ontology annotation, molecular function: antiporter activity; xenobiotic transmembrane transporter activity. The record is from RefSeq and is a predicted model, not a curated record.